Molecule: messenger RNA, 3712 nt
Organism: Pezoporus flaviventris
Lineage: Eukaryota; Metazoa; Chordata; Aves; Psittaciformes; Psittacidae
Gene: DGCR8
Product: DGCR8 microprocessor complex subunit
Exons: 14
Coding region: 436-2763 (775 amino acids)
Biological process (GO): primary miRNA processing
Cellular component (GO): microprocessor complex
Molecular function (GO): double-stranded RNA binding; identical protein binding; heme binding
Source: RefSeq, a predicted model, not a curated record
CGCGGAGUGCGGCCCGUGGGGACUGCACGGCUCCGAGCAGGCGUUUAAAGAUGGCGGCCGCGGCGCGGGGCGGGGGAGGCUUUCCGUGAGGCGGCCGAGCUCGCCCGCCGCCACCGCCGACUCGCGGAGCAGCGGCAGGGACACGGGGAUGGCUCAGGUUGAAAGAGGAAAGGGAGAGCUGCUUGUCCAAUGAAGAUGCAGUCUUAGUCUUCAGCUAUUUAAGCUGAAUGCAUUGUGAUUUCCAAUAAUUGAGACAGUGAUUCUGAAAGCUGUCUACAUUAAUGAAAAGAACAAUGUAGUCAGCUUAACUGAAUCAUCAGUGUUGCAUAUUGACUAGAGCAUGAUAAACCAAUCUUGAUGGACUUAUGCAUGUUAGGAAUAUAGAUAUAAACAUUUAUUAAAGCGUUGUGUUUUUUAAAAACAGUAGUUUUAAAAAUGGAGAAAUAUGAAAAUGUACCUCCCCUCCCUAAAGAACCUGCAAGAGAAAUGAAUGUGGAGAAUCACACUUGUCCCCCACCUCUGCCGCCUAACGAACAGCCUCCACCACCUCCCCUGCAAACGUCCAGUGACGCAGAGGUAAUGGACGUUGGCUCUGGUGGUGAUGGACAGUCAGAUACCCCUGCUGGGGACACGCACAGUAUCUGCAGAACACAACUUCUCACAAAGGGAUCUGCCUGCUACAAAAGUCGUCUUAUAGUAGACCCUAACAAUAGUGACCAAAGCCCAAGAACUGCUCGUCAUGCACCGUCAGUUCGAAAGUUCACCCCAGAUCUUAAGUUACUUAAAGAUGUCAAAAUUAGCGUUAGCUUUACAGAAAGCUGCAAAAGCAAAGAUAGGAAGGUUCUGUACACUGGAAUUGAGCAGGAUUAUAAGGCAGAUACAGAUUUUGGUAUUAAUAAUCUCAAUGGGGAUUUGCAUGUUUGUCCUUUCGGUGGUAGUAAUGGUAAAGCUAUAGGGACAGGGGGUGAAAAUGAUGACAAGAAAGAUGAUGAAAAUGAUAUUGAUCAGGAAAAGAGAGUAGAAUAUGCAGUUCUGGAUGAGCUAGAAGAUUUUACCGACAAUUUGAUGGAAAUAGAUGAAGAAGGAGGAGGGUUCACAUCUAAAGCAAUCGUUCAAAGGGAUAAAGUGGAUGAAGAAACCUUGAAUUACUCGUAUGAGGAUGACUUUGAUAAUGAUGUGGAUGCUCUGCUGGAAGAAGGUCUUCGAGCACCCAAAACAAGGAGACUAGAAAAUGAGAAAUAUGCUGGUGAAAGUGAUCACCAGUCUGAUGGAGAAACGAGUGUGCAGCCAAUGAUGACCAAAAUUAAAACUGUACUUAAAAGUCGUGGCCGCCCUCCUACAGAACCUUUGCCAGAUGGAUGGAUCAUGACAUUCCAUAACUCAGGCAUUCCUGUAUAUCUGCACAGGGAAUCUAGAGUUGUUACCUGGUCUAGACCUUAUUUCUUGGGAACAGGAAGCAUAAGGAAACAUGAUCCUCCUCUUACUAGCAUUCCCUGCUUUCAUUACAAAAAAAUGAAGGAAAAUGAGGAAAGGGAACAAAACAAUGACAUAACCCCAAAUGGGGAAGUAUCACCUGUAAAGCACCUAGAUAAAUCUUCAGAACUGGACUGCCAAACAGAAGAACCAGAUUCCACUGCUGCUGACUCUGGGCCUUUAGAUGAGAAAGACCCUACAGGGGGAGAUGCAGCACAAGGAGCCUUAGGACAAGUUAAGGCCAAAGUUGAAGUAUGUAAAGAUGAAUCUGUAGAUCUGGAAGAUUUUAGACGCUAUCUUGAAAAGCGUUUUGACUUUGAACAAGUUACUGUAAAAAAGUUCAGAACCUGGGCUGAGAGACGGCAAUUCAACCGCGAGAUGAAGCGGAAACAGGCAGAAUCCGAGCGGCCCAUUCUGCCUGCCAACCAGAAACUCAUUACCUUGUCUGUGCAAGAUGCACCUACAAAGAAAGAAUUUGUCAUUAAUCCCAAUGGGAAAUCUGAAGUUUGCAUACUGCAUGAAUAUAUGCAACGAGUCCUAAAGGUUCGCCCUGUUUACAAUUUCUUUGAAUGUGAGAACCCAAGUGAACCUUUUGGAGCCUCAGUGAUUAUUGAUGGAGUUACUUAUGGGGCAGGAACUGCCAGCAGCAAAAAACUUGCCAAGAAUAAAGCUGCUCGAGCUACACUGGAAAUCCUUAUUCCUGACUUUGUUAAACAGACCUCUGAGGAGAAGCCCAAAGACAGUGAAGAACUUGAGUAUUUUAACCAUAUCAGUAUUGAGGACUCACGGGUAUAUGAACUCACCAGUAAAGCUGGACUGUUGUCUCCAUAUCAGAUUCUCCAUGAGUGCCUUAAAAGAAACCACGGAAUGGGUGACACAACCAUAAAGUUUGAAGUGAUUCCUGGUAAAAAUCAGAAGAGUGAAUACGUCAUGACUUGUGGCAAGCACACAGUGCGAGGCUGGUGCAAGAACAAGAGAGUGGGAAAACAACUAGCUUCUCAGAAAAUCCUACAGCUACUGCAUCCACAUGUGAAGAAUUGGGGCUCUCUUUUGCGUAUGUAUGGGAGAGAGAACAGCAAGAUGGUUAAACAGGAAACCUCUGAUAAAAGUGUGAUAGAGCUUCAGCAGUAUGCCAAAAAGAACAAGCCAAAUCUGCACAUCCUGAACAAGUUGCAGGAAGAAAUGAAAAAACUGGCCCAAGAAAGAGAGGAAACCCGAAAGAAACCCAAGAUGACAAUAGUGGAGUCUGCUCAGCCUGCUAGCGAACCUCUCUGUACUGUUGAUGUCUAAUGAGAAAACUUACAAGUGGGGAGCAAUAACAAAUGGAGGAACUAGAUUUUCAACAAUUAUUUAAAAAUUGUUUGCUGCAGAAUGCAAGAUAACUUUUAAAAUCCAAGCUGCUUCAGUUAUGCAUUGUUCUUUUUGCAUCAUCAGGGCAAUAUUACUUCUUCCUGUUUUAUUUUCUUUUUUUUUUCCUUGUUUUAAUACCUCUGAUACACGUACGUUUAAAGGAUUGAUCAUAAAGAUCUCUACUUGGGCAAAUGCACAGAGGACAGGCAUGUUCACACAGGAUGAAAUCAAUCAAGCACUUUUUCCUGCAAAGCCAUCCAUGCUGUUUGAAGUGGAUGUGUUUUUUAAGGAUGAAAUUCAGAAUAUCUAUGUACAGGUUGAAGCUGAUAUUAUAUAUAUAUACACACAUUCAUAUAUAUGUAUAUAUAAAAGAAAUAUAUGUACACCUUCUUGUAUGAACAUGCCUAAAAGUAUUUUUGUGAAAAGUUUUGUUGCAUUUCAGCACAUAAUAAUAUGCACUGAUAAGACACUUUGGUGACAAAUACAUGACAGUGAUGAGCAAUGUUCCUAAUGCCAUAGGAUUAGGCCAGUAACGCUGUUUCUUUCUGGUUUGUUUUUUGUCUCCUGCCAGGCUUAGUUAUCUGAGAUCACAGUAUGCAGACUUUUUAUUACUUGAACAGAACAAGUAUACCUGGUAGUGUUAAAAGCAACAGGCUGGAUAUCCAAAAUUACUGGGGUUUAGCUGUGUUAGUUUACAGAUCAGUUGAAAGGGGGGAAAAUAUGGCCCUAUUUAUUUGAUGAAGAUAAGAACUGUAAUUUAGAAGGCUGUUUUCAAAGCUUGGAGCCAAAACGCAGCUGAUGGUGGUUGACAGUCUGAAAACAUUUUGCCAAUGAUGUGUUUAAAGACCUUCCGCUUCCUUCUCCCAGCAAUAAAAGAACUUCUCAAUUG